CCUCUCUCCUCUCAAAAAAAUUGUUAAUUAUGAAUCAAUGAUUAAUUUUGUCUAAUCUCUUCUAAACCAUCUCUUAACCAGCCUAACAAUGGCUACUACUAAUCUUCAUUCUUAACUUAGUUAGCCAACCCUUCACUUGUUUUCUUUAUCACCUUCCGUUAAGGGCAAGGGCAGGAUGGCCACCUCUCCUUUCCCUCUCUUUAUCACUAUUGGCCUCCAUCUCCUCUUCUUCACCGCCUUCUCUGCCGCCACCACUUCCUCUACUGGUAUCCGCCUCGGCAUUAUUCGCAAACCUUCUUCCCAACCCCAUCUCUCCACCUUCCGUGAAGCCCCUGCUUUUCGCAAUGGUGACUCCUGUGAUACCCAAAAGAUCCAUGUCACCAUGACUCUUGAUGCUAAUUAUCUCCGCGGCACAAUGGCCGCUGUUCUUUCCAUUCUCCAGCACUCCACCUGUCCUGAGAAUUUUGAGUUUCAUUUUUUGUGGGCGCAUUUCGAACCUGACGUCUCUGCUAGCAUCAACUCUGCCUUUCCUUAUCUCAAUUUCCACGUCUACAAGUUUGACUCCAAUAGAGUUCGUGGCAAAAUAUCAAAAUCAAUCAGGCAAGCACUGGACCAACCCUUGAAUUAUGCUCGUAUAUAUCUAGCUGAUAUAAUCCCCGCAGAUGUAAAACGUGUCAUAUAUUUGGAUUCAGACCUUGUUGUAGUUGAUGAUGUUGCCAAACUGUGGGAGGUUGAUUUAGAAGGAAAAGUACUGGCAGCACCAGAGUAUUGUCAUGCAAAUUUUACAAAUUACUUCACAGAAUUGUUUUGGUCUGACAAAUCUAUGGCAAAAACAUUUGACGGAAGACAACCUUGUUACUUUAAUACUGGAGUAAUGGUUGUGGAUGUUGAUAAGUGGAGACAAGGUGGAUAUACACGGAAAGUUGAAGAAUGGAUGAGUGUUCAAAAGCAGAAAAGAAUAUAUCAUUUGGGUUCUUUGCCACCAUUUUUGUUAGUUUUGGCUGGGAAUAUUAAGGGUGUGGAUCAUAGGUGGAACCAGCAUGGUUUAGGUGGUGAUAAUAUUGAAGGUAAAUGUAGAAGCUUGCAUCCUGGGCCUAUUAGUCUUCUUCAUUGGAGUGGAAAGGGUAAGCCUUGGCUUAGACUUGACUCCAGGAAGCCAUGCACUGUUGAUCAUCUUUGGACUCCAUAUGAUCUUUAUCGUCCAUCAAUACAUUCUCUCGAAGAAUGAUCAUCAACCUUUUUGGAUAAAUGGGUUCGUGGGUAUG
Pistacia vera is the source of this 1265-nucleotide messenger RNA. RefSeq names its product probable galacturonosyltransferase-like 4. The coding region runs from base 176 to 1228 and encodes 350 amino acids. The record is from RefSeq and is a predicted model, not a curated record. The transcript has a single exon. Gene Ontology annotation, cellular component: Golgi apparatus. Gene Ontology annotation, molecular function: glycosyltransferase activity. Lineage: Eukaryota; Viridiplantae; Streptophyta; Magnoliopsida; Sapindales; Anacardiaceae.